AUGUUGGAACAUUUGUGUUUCUUGUUGACUAUUCUAGUAUCUCUAGUACAACAAUUGAUGUACGCCUCAGCACAAGAAACCAACACUGUCAUCCUUGAUUUUGUCGGCGAUAUCAGCUUUGAUGGACCUGUUCUGUAUCAAGACAAACAUGGAUAUUGCUCUUACAACAAGACAUUUGAAAAAGUCGCCAGGUAUCUUUGUCAGUCAGAUUUGGCCAUUGGCAAUCUUGAAGCUCCAUUUAUUCGGGAAGACAUGGAAAAUGAGGAACAAAUAACAUUUCAUCCAAGGUUAAGAGCAUACUCUAAUAGUUCGCAGAGCUUGAGAUAUGCAGGAUUUGAUAUCAUGGGACUAAAUAAUAAUCACUUAAAUGAUUUUAAAGACAAGCCAGUUAAUUAUACAAUUAGAGUUUUGAAGGAAGUUGGGAUCAAAGCUUUCGGCUAUACUUUUGGAAAGUUAGAAGAAAAAAGGCCGCAGGAACCUCUAAUUGUAAAUGUCAAAGGCAUAACGAUUGGUUUCCUUGGUUAUUGUGACGUAUUUUUUGUUGAUGAGAAUCAACUGGGACGGUUCUUUUAUACAUGUGUUUCCCGGCGAGGUAACCUGACAGCAGGCCCUGCCGUUUAUAGUGAUGAAACAGUGACUAAAGAUGUCAAGAAUCUUAAGGAAAAAGCAGAUGUUUUGGUUGUUGCGAUGCAUUGGGGUAAAGAAGGCCAGUCGUACCCUAACGAAAUCCAGUUACGACAUCUACUUUUCCUGAGAGAUUUGGGUGUCCAUUUAGUUAUUGGAAGCCAUCCUCAUGUCUUACAAGGUCAUUAUGUGCAUAAGUCGUUUUUUACAGCUUUUAGCUUAGGCAACUUUGUAUUUGGACCCUCUGGAUACGACUUGCAGAUGCUGUGUUGA
Messenger RNA from Exaiptasia diaphana, 897 nucleotides. RefSeq names its product capsule biosynthesis protein CapA. The record is from RefSeq and is a predicted model, not a curated record. Bases 1 to 897 code for a protein of 298 amino acids. The transcript has 6 exons. NCBI's taxonomy places the organism in Eukaryota, Metazoa, Cnidaria, Anthozoa, Actiniaria, Aiptasiidae.